AUGCUUUCCAUGACGUACAGCGAGAGCCUCCGCAGCGUGGCCAGCCGGCACCCCCCGGAGUGGGGGUUGCUGCCGGCCUCCCGCCCGGCCGACGGGCUGGAGCUGCGGCGGCUGCGGGACGUGCGGGCGGCGGCACGGGCGAAGACGCUGGAGGAGUUCCUGCGGAUGCAUGGACUGUCCCUGGCCGACAGCACCGCCCGCACCACCGGCAUGAAGUACAGGAACCUGGGCAAGUCUGGGCUGCGUGUGUCCUGCCUGGGCCUGGGGACAUGGGUGACAUUUGGAGGGCAAAUCACAGACGAGAUGGCAGAGCAGUUGAUGACUUUAGCCUACGACAAUGGCAUUAAUCUCUUUGACACGGCAGAAGUCUACGCCGCCGGCAAGGCUGAGGUGGUGCUGGGGAACAUCAUCAAGAAGAAGGGGUGGAGACGGUCCAGCCUGGUGAUCACCACCAAAAUCUUCUGGGGAGGAAAGGCUGAGACAGAGAGGGGCCUGUCCCGGAAGCACAUCAUCGAAGGCCUGAAGGCGUCGCUGGAGCGGCUGCAGCUGGAGUAUGUGGAUGUGGUGUUUGCCAACCGGCCCGACCCCAACACACCCAUGGAAGGGGACCUAUUUAGUUCCUCCAAGUCCAGGACUUUCAUCGUGGAAGAGACGGUGCGAGCCAUGACCCACGUCAUCAACCAGGGGAUGGCCAUGUACUGGGGGACCUCGCGCUGGAGCUCCAUGGAGAUCAUGGAAGCUUACUCAGUGGCCAGGCAGUUCAAUCUGAUCCCGCCCAUCUGCGAGCAGGCCGAGUACCACAUGUUCCAGCGGGAGAAGGUGGAGGUGCAGCUGCCUGAGCUCUUCCACAAGAUAGGUGUGGGAGCCAUGACCUGGUCCCCACUGGCGUGUGGCAUCGUCUCGGGGAAGUAUGAUGGAGGCAUCCCCCCCUACUCCCGUGCCUCGCUGAAGGGAUACCAGUGGCUGAAGGACAAGAUCCUGAGCGAGGAGGGCCGGCGGCAGCAGGCAAAGCUGAAGGAGCUGCAGGCCAUUGCUGAGCGCCUGGGCUGCACCCUGCCCCAGCUCGCCAUCGCCUGGUGCCUGCGCAAUGAGGGUGUCAGCUCCGUCUUGCUGGGUGCCUCCAAUGCCGACCAGCUGAUGGAGAACAUCGGUGCAAUACAGGUCCUUCCGAAGCUGUCGUCUUCCAUCGUCCACGAGAUCGAUAGCAUCCUGGGCAACAAACCGUACAGCAAGAAGGAUUACCGCUCCUAG
Indicator indicator is the source of this 1251-nucleotide messenger RNA. It is a transcript of the gene KCNAB2, whose product is annotated as potassium voltage-gated channel subfamily A regulatory beta subunit 2. The transcript has 15 exons. Gene Ontology annotation, biological process: transmembrane transport; potassium ion transport; regulation of action potential. Lineage: Eukaryota; Metazoa; Chordata; Aves; Piciformes; Indicatoridae. Gene Ontology annotation, molecular function: transmembrane transporter binding; potassium channel regulator activity; voltage-gated potassium channel activity. The record is from RefSeq and is a predicted model, not a curated record. The coding region runs from base 1 to 1251 and encodes 416 amino acids. Gene Ontology annotation, cellular component: voltage-gated potassium channel complex; juxtaparanode region of axon; membrane.